Molecule: messenger RNA, 3447 nt
Organism: Brassica oleracea var. oleracea
Lineage: Eukaryota; Viridiplantae; Streptophyta; Magnoliopsida; Brassicales; Brassicaceae
Exons: 4
Coding region: 1-3447 (1148 amino acids)
Biological process (GO): DNA integration
Molecular function (GO): nucleic acid binding
Source: RefSeq, a predicted model, not a curated record
AUGGCAACGAUUGAGCGUGCGUUCGGUGUUACAAAUAUCAAACAUCACAUUCCAGUCAUUUUAGAUCUUGACGUCUUUAACUAUGACGCAUGGAGAGAGUUGUUCUUAACUCACUGCUUAGCUUUUGAUGUCUUAGGACAUGUUGAUGGAACAGCGGUUCCGCAAGGUGAUGACGACACGCCUUGUAAGAAAAGAGAUAGGCUUGUGAAGCUUUGGAUCUACGACACUUUAGCUCCACCACUCUUCAAAACCGCUUUCAAAACUGGAGGCACCGCUAGGGAUGCUUGGCUGCGUAUCGAAAAUCAAUUUCGAAACAACAAAAAGGCUAGGGCGAUUCAACUGGACAAUGACCUCCGCACCAAGGAGAUCAAUGACCUGUCUGUUCAUGACUACUCACAAAGCCUCAAGUCCUUAGCUGACUUACUGGAGAAUGUAGAAGCGCCAAUAAGUGACAAGACCUUAGUGAUGUAUAUGUUGAACGGCUUAAAUGAGAAGUACGGUCACAUCAUUAACAUGAUCAAACAUCAGAAACCUUUCCCAUCAUUUGAGGAAGCGAGAAACAUGUUGGAAAUGGAGGAGACACGGCUGAAGAAAACUCACAAAGUCACCAUCGCUCACUCCGAUCACUCCUCCUCCUCAACGACUAUUGUCGCCUCUGAUCAGCCUCCAAAACAGAGCUACAAUCAGCAACGCAAUCAACCGCGCAACAACAGAGGCAACCGACAUGGUAACCGCGGGCGAGGUCGCUACAACAACUACAACUACCAACAGCGUCAUCCUUACGGCAACUGGGGCAUGCCUACGCCGUUCUGGCCAAAUCAGUACAACAAUUGGCAGAACCCUCAGACGCCAUCUUGGAUGAUGCAAUCCACAAACGGAUACAACCAGCGUCCAUACACUCUGCGCCCAAACACGCAGGAAGCUCAUAUAGCAGCUCUUGGUCUUCAACCAACAACUGACUUUGCGGAAUCCUUCAACACAAUGUCUUUGGCUGAACCAUCACCAAAUUGUUACAUGGACUCUGGCGCGACUUCCCACCUAGCAUCGUCUUUAGGUAUACUCCGAUUUGUCCUUAAAAUGAACACCGGAAACUCAAUUGUGGUUGGUAACGGUUCCUCAAUCUCUAUACACGCUUCUGGUUCAUCUUUCAUUCCUUGCAAAAACAGAUUUCUUGCUCUUAAAAAUGUGCUUGUUGCUCCUCAGAUUGUUAAAAAUCUUAUUUCAGUUCGUAAGUUCACAACUGAUAAUUGGUGUUCCAUAGAGUUUGAUCCGUUUGGUUUUUCUGUGAAGGAUCUUCAGUCGCGGAAAACACUUCUCCGCAGUGAAUCCUUAGGAGACCUGUACCCUGUGCCGGCCUCCCUCAAUAAGUCUCACCAGCACUCCACUUUCGUUGCUGAGACACCUUCUCUAUGGCAUAAACGAAACAAGAGUGAUGUUUUUGCUAAAUUCUUACAUUUCUUUGCUCUUGUGAAAACUCAGUUCAAGUCAUCAAUCAAAGCUUUCCAAUGUGACAAUGAAGGUGAAUACAAGAACUCCAGGUUUCUUAAGCAUUUUGCCACCAAUGGGAUCAAUGUCAGAUUUUCAUGCCCUCACACUUCUCAACAAAAUGGAAAAUCUGAGAGGAUGAUCCGAACUAUCAAUAAUGCCAUUCGAUCUCUCUUAUUUCAAGCCAAAAUAUCUCUGAUUUACUGGGCCGAGGCUCUCAACACAGCUGCUCAUGUGCUAAACAUCUUACCUUCCUCUGCCAUUGCUAAAACAGAAACUAAAAACAUUACUUACGGUUUUCUGGAUCCCGAUGACCAACCUUCCCCACUCUUCAGAUCAAUUCUUGAGUCCGGUCAGGUACCUCACGUACCGACUGAAACUGUUUCCCCAGCUGCACCUCCUGUCGCAUCUACUCAUUGUGCUCAGGUAGCAAAUCCUGCUCCUACACGAAUGACAACAAGAGGUCAGGCUGGAAUCGUAAAGCCUAGAAAAAUAUUCACUCUUUACUCAUCUUUUGUGUCUCAUCUCCCAACCACACAUCAAAAAGCUUUAGCAGAUCCAAACUGGAACCCUGCCAUGGCUGAUGAGUACGGUGCUCAGGUUAAGAAUAAGACUUGGAGCCUAGUACCUAGACCGUACGAUGCUAACAUUAUCAAUUAUCUAUGGUUGUACAAGCAUAAAUUUGAUGUAGAUGGUGUGCCUAAGCGACACAAAGCAAGAUUGGUUGCAAAUGGAAAAACACAAACAGCUGGAGUAGACUAUGAUGAGACUUUUAGUCCUGUUGUCAAGCCAUCCACAAUAAGGACGGUCCCUAACCUGGCGCUCAGCAAAGGCUGGGAACUUAGACAAUUAGAUGUCCAGAAUGCUUUUUUACACGACACCAUCUCUGAGAGUAUCUAUAUGCAUCAGCCACCAGGAUUUGUAGACAAGAACCAUCCUCACCAUGUGUGUAAGCUCAACAAGGCACUCUAUGGCCUAAAACAAGCGCCUAUAGCAUGGAAUGCUAGAUUCAGCAGCUACCUUCAUCGUCUUGGUUUUGUCUCCACAAAAUCUGAUGCAUCGCUCUAUGUUUACUGUCGCGGAAAGGACAUUGCUUACCUGUUACUUUAUGUUGAUGACAUUGUUCUUACAGGUUCUAGUCCCGCCUUGCUCACUCGGAUCAUAGCCAGUCUCAAAACAGAGUUCCCAAUGACUGACAUGGGCCGCUUGACAUACUUUCUGGGAAUCAAAGUUCAAUACAACAAAGCUGAAGGUGGUGACGAACUCAAGAAUCCUACACAGUACCGGAGCUUAGCAGGCACUCUUCAAUAUCUCACAUUCACUCUCCCAGAUAUAGCUUAUGGAGUGCAACAAUGUUGUCUCUUCAUGCAUGACCCUCGUGUACAACACUUAAUAGCUCUGAAACGCAUCAUCAGAUAUUUGCAAGACACCAAGACUUACGGUCUUCAGCUUUACAAAUCCUCUGUCGACUCCCUAACUGCGUAUUCAGAUGCAGACUGGGCUAGCUGCCCAGACACACGACGUUCUACAUCGGGUUAUUGUGUCUACCUAGAAGAUAACCUCAUCUCCUGGUCUUCAAAGCGUCAACAAACAGUAUCUCGCAGCAACGCUGAAGCUGAAUACAGAGGAGUUGCAAACACUCUAGCCGAAAUAUGCUGGCUUCGGAACCUGCUUCUUGAGCUUCACGUUCCAAUCACAAAAGCAACUCUCAUAUUCUGCGACAAUGUCAGCUCUGUGUACCUCUUCUCAAAUCCAGUAAAACACCAACGAACCAAACAUGUAGAAUUGGAUCUUCACUUUGUGCGGGAAAAGGUUGCUUUAGGUGAAGUUAAAGUCCUUCACGCCCCCUCUGCUUUUCAAUAUGCCGACAUCUUCACUAAAGGGUUGCCUUCUUCCCUGUUCAACUCAUUCCGAGACAGCCUGAUUGUUCGAAGCUUCAACGUCCAGACUGAGGGAGGGUGA